Messenger RNA from Pecten maximus, 1236 nucleotides. RefSeq lists its product as uncharacterized. The transcript is spliced from 5 exons. The coding region runs from base 50 to 556 and encodes 168 amino acids. Lineage: Eukaryota; Metazoa; Mollusca; Bivalvia; Pectinida; Pectinidae. The record is from RefSeq and is a predicted model, not a curated record.
GAAAAACCACCGGCCAACGGUCAGUACCUGGCAACUGCCCCACGAACCAAUGCCUUACCAUGCGGUGCAUUGUGGGCUACCAGCGUUAAAAGUAAGCGAUACAUUACACUGUUCAGUCAGGCAAACAACUUUACCAGUAACGAGCAAGAUGGUGUUUUCAUAUCAGAAUUUGCUUGGUGUAACGACAUUCGUGCUGGUGUUUCUAGUUAAAGGCGUGGACUGUUGGACGGUCACCUACGGCUAUGCUGCUGCAGGAGCUAUUGCUUUUAUAUUCUUCUUAGCCGUUUCCCUAAUAUGUUGUUGUGUAGGAUGUUCCCGCCCGGCGGAGGAACGACAACCAGCCAGAGGUGUGGUAGUUGUGAGGACAGUCACACAGCGCCGCGUGGUUGACACUUCCAACAUCCCGACCAACCCCUACAACGCCGGGUAUGGCCAACUGGUGCAAACCUCGAGUAACCCUCCAACUUAUAACCAGAUAUCUAUACCUCCAGCUACUGGUAACCCGUCCUCUUCGGAUCCAUAUAACACUGGCUAUGAUCAGGGUCGUUACGUGUAACCAUCAUUGAUGUCCAGGAAUAUCUCCAUGGCUGCCAUUCAUAAAAGCAUUAUCCUACUCAAACAUGAAAUCUUGCUUCAAUAAUGAAAUAAAAGUUCAAAAGAAAAACAUAAACACUGAAAAUAAUAUCUCACUUUCCAAACUUCUUCCAAAUCACUGAAAUUUAAUUGAGCUAUUAUCUUUAGGUAUGGAUUGAAAAGUAACCCAUAUAUCUGUAUAUAGUAUAUUACUUUGUUUAGACGGAUGUUCCCAGGAAUUAUUAUCGUCGGACUGAUUUAUCAAUUUUAAUUUUUAAGGUUGUUAUUAUCUACACUGAAUGCAUUCCGGUGUACCAGUUAAAAUCUAUGUUCACUCAUGUUUUGCUCAUUUGAAGAGGGUGAUGCUUUUAAUAUCUUCUAAGUGCUAGCUUAUCAAUUACAUUCAUUACUUAUUUCAUGUUUAAAGAUGACAUUUUAAACAAAUAUUUGAAUACAUCGAAAACAAAGAAAAAGGGUAAAACCUUAAUUCAAACAAAGUCAAUAAGACGAUUGCAAAAUAGGAACAAAACAGAUCAAAUGUGAGCACAAUUGAUGUAUGGUUAAAGUUCUAACGAGCUUCCACUUUGUAUACCUUUACUUGUAUUAAACAAAUGUUUACCAAUAAACUGGUGCCAAUACCAGAACUAAACGCAUUUAAGUAUG